This is a messenger RNA of Cuscuta campestris, 586 nucleotides long. The record is from the annotation of a GenBank genome assembly. NCBI's taxonomy places the organism in Eukaryota, Viridiplantae, Streptophyta, Magnoliopsida, Solanales, Convolvulaceae.
AAUCAAUCUAAUUUUCAAGAAUCAUUAAAAUAUUGCAUAUGCUCUCCUAACCAUGUUUGGAGAAUCACUAGAUGGAAUACUAAUUUUAAUUCUGCACUCACAGUGAUGGCUUCAUCUUACAAAAACGCAGAGACGAAAAUGGCGACGAAAUCAAACAUGAAGGGAUUCUUCAAGCAACAGAAGAAGGGUAUUGCGAAGUCAAAGGCGAAGUCAAAGUCUUCCUGCUCUACGCCGAUGAUCUCCGCCGGCGUUGACGCCCCUCAACCUCCGGCUCUCGUCUCCCAUGGCUCUCACGAUCUACAAGUGGACUAUGAAGAGAAUGAUAAUGUGUUGCGGCAAUUUGACAUGAACUUAGUGUAUGGGCCAUGCCUGGGAAUAAGCAGACUGGCGCGGUGGGAGCGUGCAAAGAAGUUUGGUCUGAACCCUCCCAAUGAUCUUUUGAGCAUCCUUGAGGGCAAGAAUACUGGGAAAGAAUGUCUGUGGGAUGGCCUUGUUUAGGUUUCUUUCAGUCUUGGAAUUAGUUUUGUGUGUCUUAUGUUUCUGUUGAAAACAAUACAGCAGCCCCUGGCUGUGCUUGUAUCCCUUU